CAAAGUCCUGGCAGUUCCCUGGGAAUCUUCGCUGAGGCUGGGUACAGUUUGGAGGGGGUCGUUGCGUAUUUAAGUCAACAGGUCAUUCACCUUUUGCCCAGCGCCUGGAAGUGAGACGGGGCCAUUGCUGGAGGUGGGUGCGCUCUUGCUCUCCAAGUCGCGAAGGGCGUCACGAAUCUUCCUACAACCGACUGCAUCUUCCGUUACUGUUUCCAGUUCUGCAAGAAACGCGAGCAAAGAUGUCCAGAUACAGCCGCCAACAAUGGCUGACCUUGAUUGUUUUCGCCAUCGCCGAUUUCUGCAGUGCCGUGUGUGUGUCACUUCAGGCGCCCUUUUACCCAAGCAUGGCAGAGUCGAAAGGCGCCACGCCUACGCAGUAUGGGUUCGUAUUUGGAAUCUUCGAGUUAACUGUCUUCAUCGUUAGCCCCAUAUAUGGGAACUACAUCAACACCAUCGGUCCCAAAUUCAUGUUCAAUGCGGGCAUCUUCACCACAGCCAGCACUUGCAUCCUCUUCGGUUUCCUCGACCGCAUCAACAGCACCAACCUCUUCAUCGGGUUCUCCUUCGUCAUCAGGAUCAUCGAGGCUAUGGGGAACGCAGGAUUCCUCACCGCCUCCUUCAGUAUCAUCGCUAAAGAAUUCCCCGAAAACGUCGGGGCCACUUUUGCCUCACUGGAAACUUGCUUCGGGUGUGGCAUGAUAGUUGGCCCCACCCUGGGAGGAGCUCUUUUCGAACUCGGAGGUUAUACCUUGCCAUUCGUCACUCUUGGAUGUAUGUUGUUCGUUGCUGCCAUUCUCACCUACUGCGUCCUUCCAAGUUACGGAGAUUUCAGGGGCCAGAGCGAAUCAUCAGGGAACAUGUUGCAAUUGAUGAAGGUUCCAUCCAUCUCUUUCGCUGCCUAUGCCAUCAUGGCGGCAUCCAUCAGUAUUGGUUUUCUACAAGCUACUCUAGAACCCCAUCUGCGUUCCUUCAAUCUGUCUCCUUUCCAGCUGGGUCUUAUUUUCGUGCUGAACGGGGCCACGUAUGGUAUAUUCGCUCCCCUGUGGGGAUGGCUCUGUGAUAAGAAGCUCAACCCCAGAGUUGUCGUCAUCUUCGGGGCGAUAGUAGUCACGAUCACUUUCCUGAUGAUUGGACCGGCCCCUUACCUUCCCGUCGGCGGCAUCAGCAUUCCCAUCUGCAUCGCCGCCCUCGUCCUCCACGGUACAGGUUUCGGCGCAGAAUUAGUCGCCACCUUCACCAGUGCCCACAGAGACGCCGUUGCCAAUGGCUUCCCCGACGACAUUCAGACGUAUGGUCUCGUGUCGGGCAUGUGGACCUCGACCUUCGCUCUUGGGGCGUUCAUCGGCCCAUCAGCUGCCGGGGCGCUCUUCGAUGCGGUCGGAUUCCCGUGGGCGACACAGUUCGUCGUCGCCCUGCACGCCCUCGCUGCCGUCCUCUUCACCUUCUUCUUGUGCUGCUCCAAGAAGCAGGAGGAACCUGCCGGGGUCUACACCAAGAUCAAUCAGAACCUCGUACAGGCCACGGAGAACGAGCGGGCGUCUCUCAUCGCCAUUCCGGCACCGAAGAGAAGAGACGAUCCGGGUUUCGUGGAUUUCUCUUAUUGCAGCCGCCUGUCAACCACCCCCAAUUUCGUAUUCUGAAAAAAAUAUAUUAUGCAUGCAUAUUUCGUCUAACAUAUGAUGACAUUUUUCCAAAGCAUUAUUGUGAUAUUUUUUAUGUGACUUGUCCAACCGAUUAAAAUUAUGAUGAUCAUCAUCAUGAUUAUGGCCAACAGGUAAUACGUUUUAGUGUUCAGGUGUUUGGCUUUACGCAAUCCUUUCUUGUAUUCUCCAACCAGCCUUAUAUAUAGAAAAGAAUAUCUUUACAAAUUUAUUCCAAAAUCAUUUUUGCAUGUUUACUCGGUCCUGUUGCAUAUUAGUAAUCGCGUAUUGCAAAAUAUAAGAUUUAUAUUUGUGUGGACUGUAUAAGAGAACCUUAAAAUCAGGUCGCUCUUGAUCGGAAUGUGUCUGUCUCUCUAUCCCUUCGCGAGGCAUUCCUUUUGACAAUUUAUUUUUAAUCAAGGCAAUCUUCUUGCCUCGUAAUGUUUUCUGAUGAUGAGAUGUUUUUACUUCAGGUUAAAAGUGUAAUAUCGUAACUUAUAAGUGUUCGAGUAUUUUUGUUAGUAUGCUAUCUAUACAAAAGACAGAUCUGUCAUUAUCAGAUUGCUUCGUCUUCAUGUGUAUUUUUUAAUUAGGUUAAUUUUAUUAUUGACUUCUGAAUCCGAUGUCGUACUUCUUAAGUGUAUCAUUAAUAUUUUUUAUGAUCACCUCCACUUAUAUCUUAUUUUUGUAAUGUGAACGUUUCAUUCUUUAGUACUUUGGGUGUUGUGUAUAAAACGCCCUAUACAUCUGUUUAGUUAUAAUAGCCUCAAAUUUUAUAACCGUUGAAAUGUGAUAUUUUGCUAUCUUCAGGCAAGCAGUUCGUAUCUUCUUUAUUCUAUUGCAUUUGAAUUCUGAUAUUCUGAUGUAUUUUGUACACUUUCAACAUGGCGUCUCAUUUUCUGUUGUUCUCGAAAGAUGGCGUCAUUCUGUCAUCAUUUCAGACUUGUUUAUCUCGUAAACCAGGCUGUAGUCUUGCCGCAUUAUCAUCCGGGUAUUUUGUCUUAACGGACAUCAUUUUAACUGCAUUGGCAGUUGCAUCCUAUCAUACUUUGGUGUUGUAAGUUGGUUAUCUGUGUUUGUAUAACAAAUAUAUUAUUCGAGGCCUAUUCAGUUGAUGCUUGGAAGCGAUGUAGGUCAGUGGCCACUGCUUUCCUGUGGUUGGUGUCUUUUGAAACUGAAUAAACCCUUCUUGUGA
Molecule: messenger RNA, 2835 nt
Organism: Macrobrachium nipponense
Lineage: Eukaryota; Metazoa; Arthropoda; Malacostraca; Decapoda; Palaemonidae
Product: MFS-type transporter SLC18B1-like
Exons: 1
Coding region: 240-1640 (466 amino acids)
Biological process (GO): transmembrane transport
Molecular function (GO): transmembrane transporter activity
Source: RefSeq, a predicted model, not a curated record